Molecule: messenger RNA, 2629 nt
Organism: Sebastes umbrosus (honeycomb rockfish)
Lineage: Eukaryota; Metazoa; Chordata; Actinopteri; Perciformes; Sebastidae
Gene: trmt44
Product: tRNA methyltransferase 44 homolog
Exons: 11
Coding region: 281-2203 (640 amino acids)
Biological process (GO): tRNA methylation
Molecular function (GO): metal ion binding; tRNA (uridine) methyltransferase activity
Source: RefSeq, a predicted model, not a curated record
AACACAUAUCUGUCGCCUGUGGAAACGUCAUCAUAGAGCGACAACAUUAUUUUGUCGUUUUUAUAGCCUAAUGUUGAAAAUAAAGCUCAACAUUUGUUUUUUAUGCUAAGAUAUCAUUCUGGAAACUAUAUCAACUAAUUUUACAAGCAAUAUUUAUCUUAAAGUUCUAGUUUUAGUACUACUUUAGUACUAGUUUUCUUUAUUAAACAAAAUAAAAGACCCCGGAAGUGUGCUCUGCGUUUGUAAACACAUGGCUCCUAGUCGUGUCUGAUGCUCAAUUAUGCCCAAACUCUUUGAUAUAAAGUUCCCAGGAGGAUGUAAGACUCUUCCUGAAGGCUUCUGGUCGUCUGUGGACGUGUGGAUAAAGAAACCUCACGUUGUAAACAAGCGUCUGUGUGGAGUGAAGCAGACUGAGAGUAGAGAUGUGGACAGAAGAGAAGCUCUGAUGUUCCUGCAGGAUGAUCCUCAACUAGCUCAGGAUGUUCAGUCCUUCAUCACCUGCAGGGUUUCACCUGCUCAGACACACCAAGAGGAAACCCCCUGGUCCUCUAGUGUCAGGACAUUUAUUCCUAAAGUCAACAAGUAUGGGACAAAGCUGCAUAAAGAGGUUAUCAUCAAAGACUUUGGCAGACAACAAGUGACCUUUGUUCCAUUUGAAGAGGAUUCAGAAGGACAGGUGUCUCUGAAGAGGGGCAACAUUUAUCAGCUCCAGCUCCUCCAUCAGGACUGUGAGGAAUGGGCCUUGGAGCUGCACGUGUUGGCGUCAGACGCGUGGUUCUCCGAUGGCGUGGCGUACCCAAAGCUGCCCUGGCUGUCCUCCGAUCUGCUGCCUAAACUGGUGCGCUGGGCCACCGAGUGCAAGAGCAGCGAGUUCAAGAGCACCUUGUCUCUGCUGCCGGUAGAGAAGUACAGCGUCGUGUACCAGCAGCUGAAGGAGAAGUACAAGGCCAUGGUCAAGGCCUGGCCUGAGGUUACAGAUCCUGAGAAGUUUGUCUAUGAGGAUGUUGCAAUUGCUACAUAUCUCCUGGUGCUGUGGGCUGAGGAGCGAGCGGAGAAAAGUCUGACCGCCAGGCAGUCCUUCGUGGACCUGGGCUGUGGAAACGGCCUCCUGGUUCACAUACUGGCCAAUGAAGGGCAUCCUGGAAAGGGCAUCGACGUUCGGAGGAGGAAGAUCUGGGACAUGUACGGCCCCCAGACUCUGCUUGAGGAAAAGGCAAUUACUCCCAGCGAGAGCUUCUUAUUCCCGGGUACCGACUGGCUGAUUGGGAACCACUCGGACGAGCUCACACCGUGGAUCCCCGUUAUAGCUGCCAGGUCCUCUUCCUCCUGCCGGUACUUCGUCCUCCCCUGCUGUUUCUUCGACUUCUAUGCGAAAUACCAGAGACGCCAGUGUAAGAAGUCCCAGUAUAAGGAAUACAUCAACUUCAUCACGGAGGUCAGCCAAGUCAGUGGCUUCAACACUGAAGAGGACUGCCUGAGAAUACCAUCCACCAAAAGGGUGUGUCUGGUGGGAAAGUCGAGAAACUACCAGCUUUGUGACGAGGCAGAGGCAGAGCAGCGGAGAGCUCGUUACAUCCAGAGCCGUCAGACCGCCUCUGGGGCCACAGUUCAAAGGUCAGACAUCAGAAAUGAUGGGCACUGUUGCCAUGGGAACGAAGACACUGACAGGACCCCCGACAGCAAGUGGGGAGCGGGGUUCCAGCCCAGAGACAGGGUUGAAACGGUUCGAAACUGCGCUGCUCUCCCGCGGGACUUUGUUGACGGCAUUGUCCUGCAGGUUGCUAAUGUGCUCCUGGGAAUGACUGAAGAUUGUGGCAGCGGCGGCGGGUCCUCCGGUGACUGGAAUCAAGGAGGCAGCCUCUCUGUGAGCGAGGUCGCCGGGCUGCUGGAGCAGGAAACCCUGCAGCUCCUGAAGAAGGAGUGUGGAGGCCUUCAGACGCUGCUCAAGAACAACCACCAGGUCUUUAGAGUGGAAGGAGGGAGGGUGCACAUAAGAGACUGGCGGGACAGGAAGUCCUCCAGGGCGGACACCAAGAGGAAGCCCGUCGCCCCAGGCGCCCUGAAAACGCGCCCCUGCUGGUUCUACGACCACCACCCUCAGCGCUGCCCCCUGCAGGCCGAGCACUGCGCCUUCGCCCACGGAUCGGAUGACCUCCGACCCUCGACCAGACCUCUGAAGAAGAUGAAAAUCGAUGCCUUUUGAUUGGCUCAUUCCUCCUGACACACUUUAUUUAGUUGACUUUUAAAUUGAGAAACUACUUUUCUAAUUAACAGCAUUGACUCUUACCAUUGAUCCUCCUGGAAAAGUUCCCGCGUCCAGCUCUGCAACCACAAAGAGGAAGGAGUUCAGGUCCAAGCAGUGUGAGUUUUAUUGAUGCCACGUUGCAUCAUUUCUGGGAACUUCACAGUCUCCUCUUUCUUCUGUGUGAGGCUGCCAAAAUGUGAUGCUUCCUGGUGCAGCUUUAGGUUUCACUGUUGGAGCUGGCUGACACCUCUGGCUCAUGUCGUCUGCUGAAAUUUAAUUUCAAGGGAUUCUUUUGUCUUUCUUUUUUUAUUAAUUUAAGAAGUGGACUUUUGUUGAACUCGGAAAAUUGUACACUUUCUGUAUAUUAAAGUGUAUUUCAAGCUU